This is a messenger RNA of Microplitis mediator, 1907 nucleotides long. RefSeq lists its product as uncharacterized. The coding region runs from base 895 to 1581 and encodes 228 amino acids. Lineage: Eukaryota; Metazoa; Arthropoda; Insecta; Hymenoptera; Braconidae. The record is from RefSeq and is a predicted model, not a curated record. The transcript is spliced from 6 exons.
AGAAAUCGAUGCAUAUAUUGCCUCGAUUAUUGAUAACGACAACUUAAAGGAUAAACUAACGGAAAUUUUGAAAGCAACUAAGUUGCCUGAUGGUCAUGAUCCUUAUCCAGGAAAAAAUGUUUUUGAAAUAGCUGUCGCUUAUUCGAAAAAUGAGAAAAAUCAUCAUCGUGAAUGUGAUAGUAUUUCCGCUUACGAUAGACUAUUUAAUUUUUAUCAAUAUGUAAUAACCACCGUCACUCAAGGGUACACUAUGAUUAUAAUGUCUUAUGAGUAUCGUAAACUUAAAUCGUCUGAUCCGAGUAAUUAUACUUAUUUUUUUAAUUAACAAACAAAUAUCAACACUAGUACAGAUUUUAAAAAUUACUAAUUAUCGUUGUAGCUUUCAACAAGAAUAGGCAAUACGAGUAUCUUAACAUUUAUAAACAAUCCAUCAUUAAAAUAACUGAGUCAGUUCAGUAUUAUUUGAACUCGAAUAACAACAUAAACUUCAAAUCGACAAUUUCUUGUGAUCCGAAAUCAUGGGGAGAAGGAGAAAAUUAUAUUCGUAUCAAAAACUACGUAUCACUUAAAUCUUUAACAACCAUUCAUGAAGGAUUUUUUGACUUAAAACCUGAUACGAGAGGAAUAGGAUAUGAAUGUGAAGAUUUUGCGGAAUAUGCAGAUUGGAGUUUUGAAAAUCUUAUUGUGACUAAACAUUGUCCAAUUGCAUUCACUUGGACCGGCCCUGAUUUAUCAUAUUCAGAAUCCCCAGAUUUUACAAACCGAGCUUCUGGGAGACGAUGUCAUGUAGGUUCUCUGUCAUUAUUAGACGAUAGUUGUUAUCGUGAUCAUAAUUCAGAUCGCAUCCUGAGUGUUCGCAAAUUAAGUUUAUUAUGGCAAACGUGCAAUUAUCGAAUGAAUGAAGUUGCAAUCGCUUUUCGAUGGCAUGUUCAAGAUACUAUAAUUAGCAUUGAAAUUCAAUGUGGAACGAUCAUUAACGGUACAGUUGAUAUAAAUACUCUUAGAUGGAAUGAAGAUAAUAGAGUUUACACAAAAGAUAAUCAUCCAGAAUAUGUUGUGCUUUCUGGAACAUUGAGAUCAUUCAAUAUGGAUGAUAUUUUAUUGCCUGAUGGAGAAUUUGUGACGGGAGUUAAGUUUGAAAAAUUGACUGAUAAUCAUUUGUCUUUGGUGCUACAGGGAACUAGAAUGUAUGAUUCUGAUAAUCGAAUUAUCAAUUCCUACAGUACUUCGCGGUUUCCAGAAAAUACCGGAAAUCCAAGAGUGAAUAUAGAUUUAAAUCAACUCCCUUCACCUCUGGAAAUGAAUACACAAACUUAUGAAAUGAGUCAAUCGGGACGUCAUUACGUCGAUAUAGCAAUAUCUAAAUGGUCAAAUAAGUAUACGGGGAACGCGGAAUUACCAUUUUUGGAUAUGCGACCGGUCACUGUAUCACCACCAGUACCACUAGGUGGACUUGGAUUAUUUUACAAGAGUCGACCUGGCUAUGGCGGGUUAUUGGCUUUCAAACAUAUUUCCCCAAGAUAUGUGCAUUUCAUUCCUGUAAACUAUGUCGAAAAAUUGACUAUCACACCCCCAGCUUAAUCAUUGAGUAUUCAAUAUUGUCUACACGCAGAUGAUUUUCCAGUAAAAGUUACACAAUGUUGGGUACUGUGGUAACUUGUAGUACAUAUAUAAGUUUUUACCAAGAGAACAUUGAGAAUUAUGAAAUUCGAUAACAUGAAUUUUGAGUGUCAUUAGUAUUAAACGUACGGUGAAAAUUGAAAAGCUGGCUUGUCUUUACGGUACCAAACUGUUUUGUUAAUUUUUACUAAACAAAUUACUGCGUGUACACGUUACAAUAAAAUAUACAAUGGUUAUUUUUACAUGGUUAUGUUAAAAUGAUGCGUUAAUAAUAAUAAUAAAUAAAA